GGUGGUCGCUGGGAGCUCGGUGCCCCGGUUGGAAUCUAUCGACAUCUUGUUCCCCCUCCUGCCCCGCCCCCUUCGGGGGCCUCUUAUCCCCAAUCCUCGUGUGCACUUGUUAAUUGUUCGAGACUUUUGUAAAGAUAUAAGGCUGAGAAGAGCGAGGCCUGCUGUGAGGCCUUCUGUCUGGUGGAAGGAGGGCCACGGAGGAGCACCCUGCUUGUCGCUUGGGAAGGGAACGUGCUUCUCACAGCCUGUGGAGACUGAGGCUAUGCAUCUCAGCAGCUCCAAGAGUGGAGUAGCCCUGGCUCCAGUGUCCCGAGGUCCUGAUGCCUGUCAGAUGAUAACCAGAGCCCAGCUGGGUCAGGAUCCCCCACAAAGAACAGUGCUAGGGGUGCUAACUGAGAAUGGACAAUACAGGAGGACCUGUGGCCAGGGGAACACAACACUCAGGUGUUUCUCUGGAUCAGAAAAUGUCUUCCCUGAAGCCGGAAAGAAAGCUCUGUCUGACUGCGGUGUCCCCAUGCCAGCCAAGCAAGGAUUUGAUAUCUACAUGGAUGAGCCUGAGCCAGAGGACACAAACAGCUACACAGGAAGAGCAGGGAUGGCAUUUGAGGAUGUGUAUGAAGUAGAUGCUGGCACACUCAAGUCAGACCUUCACUUCCUGCUGGAUUUUAACACAGUUUCCCCUAUGCUGGUAGAUUCAUCUGUCCAUUCCCCAUCUGAAGAAGCAUCCAAUUCUGCUACAGACGUGAUAAAUGUGACUGAAUAUGCCGAAGAAAUUCACCAGUACCUUAGAGAAGCUGAAAUGAAAUACAGGCCCAAAGUACACUACAUGAGGAAACAACCAGACAUCACAGAAGGCAUGCGAACGAUUCUGGUGGACUGGCUGGUUGAGGUCGGAGAAGAAUAUAAACUUCGAGCCGAGACUCUCUAUCUGGCUGUCAACUUCCUGGACAGGUUUCUUUCGUGCAUGUCUGUUCUAAGAGGGAAACUGCAGCUUGUAGGGACAGCAGCUAUUUUUCUGGCUUCCAGCCAGUUCAAUAUCAUGACUAAGGAAGCCAUCAGUUCAAACUCAAGAUGCAAUUUAACAAUUAGUGGGAUNUGCGUCCGAACUGAGAACCUGGCCAAGUACGUAGCAGAGCUGAGUCUACUUGAAGCUGACCCAUUUUUGAAAUAUCUUCCUUCAUUGAUAGCUGCAGCAGCUUACUGCCUGGCAAACUAUACUGUGAACAGGCUCUUCUGGAAACUUCCAGACAUUGACAGCUGUAACAGUGAUAAAUGUGGGCCAAAGCAGAAAAGGUUGAAUGCUGUGCUCAAGUGCUGCCUUUUAAUGGUCAUUUCAUUUCAGCUCAGGAUGUGGAAGCUGCUUAAGGACCCUGCUCGCAUCUCCUCCUUCCGUGUCUAG
Hipposideros armiger (great roundleaf bat) is the source of this 1399-nucleotide messenger RNA. RefSeq names its product cyclin A1 (gene CCNA1). Bases 263 to 1399 code for a protein of 378 amino acids. Lineage: Eukaryota; Metazoa; Chordata; Mammalia; Chiroptera; Hipposideridae. The transcript is spliced from 10 exons. The record is from RefSeq and is a predicted model, not a curated record.